Messenger RNA from Thunnus maccoyii (southern bluefin tuna), 2578 nucleotides. RefSeq names its product TERF1 (TRF1)-interacting nuclear factor 2 (gene tinf2). The record is from RefSeq and is a predicted model, not a curated record. Bases 405 to 2204 code for a protein of 599 amino acids. Gene Ontology annotation, molecular function: telomeric repeat DNA binding. The transcript has 10 exons. NCBI's taxonomy places the organism in Eukaryota, Metazoa, Chordata, Actinopteri, Scombriformes, Scombridae. Gene Ontology annotation, cellular component: shelterin complex. Gene Ontology annotation, biological process: regulation of telomere maintenance via telomere lengthening; telomere capping.
GCGUGGACGGGGUUCUUUAAACGAGCGUCUUUUAUGCUUCUAAAUCGCGAAGCACCGCCAAUUCGGCACAGCCAGUGUGAACAUUUGAGCGGUUGAUAUUAAUCCAGUGAAGGCGGGAGGAUGAGAAGCAGAAGUUUUGAUAGAAGUGUUUGCUAGCUGUGGUUUUCUAGCGGGGGAAAACAACAUCGGCGCUGAUGUGUAACGACAGGUAGCGUCAACUCCAGGCGUCGUUAAAGUUAAUAAACAUUAUCUCAGCGGUUUCUGCCAAAACAACUCCGCCUGGGUAAACUGUUAAACUCCGUGUCAGCUGUGUUGCUCACUCAGGCAGCAAUCUGUAAAGGUUGCUAAGCUAACGUUAGUAGUUUAACGAAUUAACCAUCCUAACUGACAACAGUUGACUCAGAAUGGCCUCCAGGAAGCCGAAGGAAAGUGACGCCAGCCUUCCCUUUGCUGCACUUCAGCUCUUGGCCCCGCCUGUGCGUCUGGUGUCUGCAGCCAUCUGGAAAGUGAUGAAGCAGAGGGAUGUGAUGCAGUAUGGGGUCGUAGAGGAGUUUGUGACCUCAGCCUGUGAGACCGUCCCAGGGCUGCUCACCUUCAGACAUCAGGGCAAGCUGGCACUGGGACUGAGAGCACGGUUAAUCUUGGAGCUGUGCUGUACACAACCCGAUGCUAAGGUGAUUGAGCAGCACCUGGAAAGGAUCCGUGCACCUAAUGCCCCUUCACACUCCUCAGCUCCUCCUGUGAGGAAGGACGUAAAAGUUAUUAAAACAGUCGAACGGUUCCACGCAUUGGUUCACACGCUGCUAACAGACCCUUCAGAGAAAGAACAGUUCUUCAAGGAGGAGUUUCCAGUGGAUUAUGGUCCCACGUUUGACCAGGAAUUGGAGAAGCUUCUGUGGGAGUUUCUAAUUCGACUGGACCAGUUGCUCCCUGUUCCCAACUUAGCUCAGACUGUGUCGUGGCUCAGCGAUGCCCCCCCUGUCCUGGAGGAGUGUGCACGGGCAGCCACCCAACCCCAGCUCUUAGAGAUCUUGCUUCAGCAUCAAACCUGUCUAGGUCAUCUAGAAUCAGCAGCAUCACUCCCUCCAAACAUGGGAGACUCCAUCCUGGCUUCACUUUCUCUGCCACCCUCUGGAAGAGUAGCUUCAAAUCAAGCAACAGGACCCAGAAAGUCUGCUGCAGAUCAGUCCGAUAGCUCACAGACAAAAAGCAAAACACCAUUUAUCACACCUGUUCUUGGACUAAUAUCUAAUGAAGAUGUACCAUGUAUGAUCUCCGCCAGUAAACGGGCACUGAGAGGUGAUGAGCCGGCCAGCUCAAACGAAGCAACAAAUGGGCACUUUUACUCAAAGGAGAACUUAAAAUUCACUUCGGUUAAACAGAAACAAAAGUCUAAAGAUGAUGGAGGGAAAGACGGUGAAGAUCAGGUGGAGGAGGAGAGGAACACCUUAAAAAGAAGCAACGGAGUGAAACGCAAGCAACCUGACCAAAGAGAAAGCGAGUCUGAGGAAGAGGAAGAAGUGUUACGCAUGACUAAAUCUAGGAAAAGGAGGCCGAGCAGGAACGGAGCGAGCAGGCCGAGGCAGGGUAGAAGAGCCCAGAGACCAAACGAGAGCGAAGAAGACGGAGCGGAAACCAGAAAAGACGAGGAGCGUAACCAAGCAGUCCUGGCAACCCGUAUGAGGCAGCUGGGUGUCAGAACGCUGCAGCUACCUAAAGAUCCGUCCCUCCGCUCCAUCGUCGUUUCUUGUCUGAACAGCCAGCCCAAAGUUAUUAUCGAAAAACUGCCAGUGACUUCCGCCGGCGUUAAGGGGAGCAGUAGAGGAGGAAAAUCCUCAUAUGUGCAUCAGCAGCAUCGGAGAAGGAAGUCGCCCGUCAAAGCCCCCGCACGUAAAAGCAACCAACCUCAAAAGCUUGACUCAGAUUUUCCUGGCUUGGAUGAUAAAGAAAAUCAUCCUGUAUUACCGAGUCUAAGCAGCUCUUCCUCCCACCAGCGGAGUCACACAGAGACGUCGGCCCCUCCGGGUGAUAGCGAAGACUACGUCGCUGAUUCUGAAGAUGAGGCGACAAAGAACUUCAAAGGCAGGCUGUUUAUGAAGCGCUACUACAAAACCAAGCACGGCACAUAUAUACCAACACUGAGGGAGUUCUGGAAACCCGGGAUGACACGGCGGGAGUUAUCUCCUCGCAGUAAACACAGAUGAUGACACGGUUUUUCACUGCCAGUUUCGGUUGUUGAGAAACCAACGCCAGAGGACUUUGACUGUCGCCAAGCUGGUUUUCUCUGCCAGCUACAUCAACUGAAAGCCAAAAAAUGUUUUUUAUGAAGUAUUUUCAUUAGUUAUCUUUGUCUUUGUUUAUGUUUUUCAUUGUAACAAAGGAAUUUGAACAUGAAUUUUAAUUUAAAUAAUUUCUUUGUUAUCAUGGAAAACCCUGAAAUGGCAUCGUCCCUUAUUAUAAGCAUUAUCAUGCAAACAAAACUGUUACUUUAAAUUGUGACUUUUAACUGUUUUCUUGUACAUAUAGUCCAGACAAUAUCUGGUUUAUGAUCAAACUUAUAAAUAUUUUAAACCUGAAA